UCAUAAGCGCUUCUAUCUACGCAGCACUAACCUGUGGUCGUGAGUAGGAAACACUCAACAUUUUUUAUAAAGAGAGUGAAAGUCAGUGCCACGGUCAGUACAGCUAGACCACAGUCAGUACCACGGGACCUCGCUGAUACGGUUCAACAUGACGAAAGACACACUUUCUCCGAGAAAAGAGAGCAAGAGGAAGGAUGAGAGCAAGGAAGGAUACAUAACAAGAUGGAAGAGUGAUACUCCUUGCCCUCCGUGCCUGAAACAAACGUUGCUGCCUUUCUUCUCCGUAAGAUGGCAUACCACGAGGAAAGAAAGCACUGGAGGACGCGGCCAGCGGACACCACUACAGCUACAGCGACGUGUGUGCCAUGGUGCCCCGCGUGUGUGCCGGCCUUAUUGCGGCGGGCGUGAGGGCUGGCGACGCGGUAAUCCUUCUCUCUCCUAACACGAUAGAGUUCCCCAUUGCCCAGCUAGCCAUCCAACUCCUCCCCGCCACCUGUGUCGCAGCGAGCCCUUCCUCCUCCCUAGAGGUGCUGGCCCAUGUGGUGAAGGUUAGCAAGGCGCGUUGGGCUGUGGUGGACGAGAGUGUGUUGGAGCUAGUCGAAAAUGUCACCACUGUGGUUCCUGACACCCUGAGAAAAGUGUGGGUGAUUGGCUCCUCAUCCCGAAACCGCCCAUCAUUCUCCAGACUCAUGAAGACAGAGUGGAUUGCCUGGCCACAACAGGGAGGGGACUCCUCCUUCAACCCAGCAAAGGACGUGGCCCUCAUGCAAUUUUCCUCAGGGACAACAGAUCUCCCCAAGUGUGUCAUGCUCACCCACUGCAACGUGCUCACCAUCUACAUGCAGCACAAGUGCCUCGUGGAGAAUGAACUGAAGGACGAAGUUGUCACUGAGGCACAAAUACUGAGCCGAGUGCUUCUGGUCAUCCCUCUGUGCCACAGUUACUGCAGCCUUAUAUUUAUCCAAACUGUGCAUGUUGGCGGAUGUUCUGUGCUGAUGAGAAAGUUUUCCCCUGACACCUUCCUGCACGCAAUACAAAAGUACAAGAUCACAUUCACGCCCAUCGUGCCGCACAUCAUCGACUUCUUGGUCCAUACUCCCCUGCUAGAGAAAUACGACAUCUCUUCUCUCAAGUCAGUAAUGAGUGCAACGUCUCCACUUGCCGCCUCGACCCUCCAGAACUUCAAAGCACGGGUGAACUGCAGGGUAAGGCAGGGCUAUGGGCUCACUGAGAGCUGUGCAAGCGUCACCCAAAACCACCCAGCUUUUGGCUUCAAGAUGGGAUCAGUUGGACGUGUGCUGCCUUACCAGGAAGUGAAGGUCGUGGUUCCAGGGAGCAGUGUGGGGCUGCCGCCCGGGGAGGAGGGGGAGGUGUGGGUGAGAAGUCCCGGGAUAAUGCUAGGAUACGCCCCCGUUCCCGGCUCUGCCCCCUCUCCCCCAACGCUGAAGGAAGGUGGAUGGCUACCCACGGGAGACCUCGGCCACUGUGACCAUGAAGGCUUCCUUUUCAUCACAGAUAGGAUCAAGGAUGUCAUCAAAGUGAAAGGCUUCCAGGUGUCCUCAAAUGAGAUAGCGGAUGUGCUUCGAGGAGCGGAGGGGGUGGGGGAGGUGGUGGUGAUAGCGGUGCCGUCUUCCCGUCUGGGUGAGGUCCCUCGGGCCUAUGUGGUGCCCCUCCCUGGCGUGCCCGUCCCUUCCCCAAAGGCCCUGCAGGACUAUGUGGCAGCACGUCUACCACAACACAAGCACCUGGCUGGGGGCGUGCAGGUGGUGGACGCCAUACCCAAGAACGCCACUGGUAAGGUGCUCAAGAGGUGCCUUCGGGAAGAGUACUUCAAGGAGUGUGAGAAUAGUCAUGGUGGUGGUGGUCAUGAUCGUGAGGAAGUAACGGCUUUCUUACAGGUAAAUUCUAACGAAGCCUGAAUGAUGAAAUGCAAAACAGUAGAUACAUUCUGUAUUGCACUACGUGUUGAACUCCAGAUAGAGGAAAAGAUUUCUAAUGAGACACUUCCACACCUCACUCCCAAUAACCCCGCUCGCUCUGUCUGUCUGUCCGUCUCUCUCUCUCUCUCUCUCUCUCUCUCU
Messenger RNA from Portunus trituberculatus (swimming crab), 2081 nucleotides. Its product is annotated as 4-coumarate--CoA ligase 1-like. The record is from RefSeq and is a predicted model, not a curated record. Lineage: Eukaryota; Metazoa; Arthropoda; Malacostraca; Decapoda; Portunidae. The transcript has 11 exons. Gene Ontology annotation, molecular function: CoA-ligase activity. Bases 366 to 1919 code for a protein of 517 amino acids.